UUCGUGGUGAUACAGAUUAGGUCAGCCACUCUCUCUCACUGCUUAGGUUCGUUUGGUUAUCUCUACAGUUACUACUUGUCUUCUUUGUUAUGUAACUUCAUACAUACAUUUUACACACAAAGAAAAGUGCACAAGACACAUAAUGGUAAACACACACCCACUAUUGUGAGAAGAAAAAAGUAAUACUUGACUGUACUGCCAAUAAUCUUUGCCAGAUGGACAGCGUUGAGCGAAUUGGCUUUCCUCACUACAGGCAGCCUUAUCUUGCUGUCGCACUGGACGAAGCCCAGCUUGAUGCCCUUGGACAGCGGGUAGAAAAGAAGUCCCUGUCAUUUCUGGAGAAGGUGAAGGCACAAUGUUGGUGUUCCGGUCCCAGGAUGAAGAGCUUCCUACUGGGCUUUUUUCCUGUCCUGUCAUGGCUGCCUCGAUACUCCAUCAGAGAAAACGCCAUUGGAGACCUUGUGUCUGGAGUCAGUGUCGGGAUGAUACAGCUGCCACAGGGUAUGGCCAACGCCAUGUUGGUGGGAGUUCCUCCAGUGUUUGGUCUCUACACAUCUCUCUAUCCUCUGAUCAUUUACUUCAUCUUUGGCACCUCCAGACACCUCUCUAUUGGUACUUUUGCUGUCCUGGCUAUAAUGAUUGGGUCUGUGACAGCCAACGUGGAGUUGCAUAGCAACGACGUUGAAGAGAGUCAGAUUGAUGCGGAAGCGGCCAAAGUGAAUGUGGCUGUACAACUCACCUUCCUCUGUGGCCUCAUACAGCUCUUACUGUACCUGCUGCGUGGAGGCAGUGUGUGUCGCUGGCUGUCUGAUCCUGUAAUCAGAGGCUACACCACAGGAGCAGGUCUGCAUGUGAUCGUCCUGCAGCUGCCGCUGAUGACUGGAAUACCUGCACAGAGACAUACUGGACUGCUGGCUUCAGUUUGGACUUUAAAGGAUGUUCUGCAUGGAGUGACCAGUGCUGUACCAGGAACGCUGUCAGUCUCCGCGGUUUCCAUGGUAAUACUCAUCGGAGGCAAGAUGCUGAAUGAGCGCUUUAAGAACAAGCUGCCUGUCGCCAUACCAUGGGAACUGUUACUGAUUGUCCUGGGCACCAUCCUGUCAGUGCAGAUGGAUCUGGUUGGACAGCACACAGUCCAGGUGGUGGGACACAUACCCAGUGGCCUGUCUUCCCCAGUCCUUCCAUCUCUCUCUCAGGCCAGAGAGCUGUUCAUUCCAGCUCUGUCUGCAGCUCUGGUCGGCUUCAGUUUCCUCUCAGCCAUGGGCUCCGUGUUCGCCCACAAACAUGGCUACCAUGUAGACUCCAGUCAGGACCUGCUGGCUCUGGGUCUAUGCAACACCAUAGGAGGAAUGUUCCAGUGCUUCGCUGUCAGCUGCUCCUUCUCUCGCAGUAUGGUCCAGGAUAGCAUUGGUGUCAAAUCACAGAUGGCCGGUUUGGUAUCAGCUCUGGUGAUUCUAACUAUCCUGUUGAAGAUUGGUCCCCUCUUUGAGCAGCUACCAAAGGCGGUGCUGGCAGUGAUCAUCGUGGUGAACCUGCAAGGGAUAUUGGCUCAGUUCAAAGAUGUGUGUGUGCUCUGGAAGUCUGACAGAUUAGACCUGAUGGUGUGGAUAGCCUCGCUGAUUUCAACGCUGGUCUUUAACCUGGACCUGGGUCUGGCUGUGACUGUUGUCUUCUCUCUGCUCACACUCAUCUACAGGACACAACACGCCUCCACUGUUGUUUUGGGUCAUAUUCCUGGUACAGACUGUUACAGAGAUGUGGGACUCUACACUGAGGCAAAGCAAGUUCCCGGGGUGACCAUACUCUCCUAUACCAGUCCUAUUUACUUUGCCAACUCUGAACUUGUCUUCACACAGAUCAAGCAGACAGUGAGUCGUGAUCAGAAGAAGAACCCAGCUAUAAUCCACACCUCUACCUCCUCCUCCUCAGCCCAGACACCGACACACAGUCAUUGCUUGGUUCUGGAUCUCAGCUCGGUCACCUUCAUGGACUCUGUGGCCAUGCCAGCACUUCACAAGGUUGUAGAAGACUUGGAAGUCCAGGGUGUCAGUGUGUUUCUGGCAGCUUGCCCAGAGAGAGUUUUAUCUCAGCUCCAGACUCAGGAUUGUACAGCAGACAGCCUGCCCAGCUCCUGUCUCUUCCCAUCGGUCCACCAUGCUGUACAGCGCUGCCUCAGCACCUUGCCCAGGCCUCUGCAGGAAAUCAAUCCAGAUGCAAGUGAAUGUUGAACCUACAUGACUGCUGCUUUUGAAUGUAAAUUACAGGACAUCAAGACAAAUCCUGGGGGGGGGAUAGAUUGCUGACAGAACAAUCACAGCUUCAUUUUAUUUUAAAAGAAAGUCAUUUACACUUUUCACAAUAUGUCUAUGUGUACACUUCUCACACAUUCCCAGACAAUAAAUGUAAUUGUUCCCCAAUUAUUUUUGCACUAUUAUUGAGCUCUCUGUCAUGAGCAUUUUAGAUUUGAUUAAGGCCACUGAAGCUGACAUAAUGAGAUGACCUGGAGAAUGAAGGGAGAAACAUAAACAGCCGUGGCUCCGUAAGCACUGAAAGCGCAGGAUAAUGCAUGACAAAUAUUUCCAAAUUAAUUCAUCAGUCACUAGUAUGCUACUGUUAAAUCUGUGUUUUCAAACCACUUAGUCCAGAUGUAAUAACUUGGAGUCUGAAACACUUCAUUUGUUGCUCAGCCUUCAGAAUGAGAGCUUCCUACAGUUGCACAAUAACAAAACACACAAAAAUCUGUGUGUAUACACUCCUAUAGCUACAAACCGGAGAUGGGAAUUUACUUUGUUUUUAUAACUGCGUCAUAGUAUCCAUCUACCCUGUUCUGUGAUGAACUGUGUGGUUUGGAUUAAGGGCAAUGACAGUGUUGGUUUACUGUUGGUGACAAAGGCAGACAGUGAGAAUGACAGAAAAUAUGUGGCUGCCCCUCCUUCUGUAUUUCUUUUUUUCAAUUAGAUUAUCUUUAUUUCGAUCUCUAAAACCACGACCGCUAGUGAAUCAGUCCUUGUAAGCUGUAAGCCAAGCUUUGUUCAAACUUACAGAGACAUUCUAAAGGAAAUCUCAAAGUUUUCAAAAGUCCCAAAUCUGUCAGUCCAUCUGUUUGGGGAAAUGUGUCUAAAUGAAUUAGCAGACAGACUAUUCCCAUCUGAUGAAAUGAUGCGGAUAGGAGUCUGUGUUUGGAAUAUUUCACACAAAAGUGCAACAUAGAGCAGCAAAUAAGAUACACAAUGACCUAAUGCAAUCUAUAUAUAUGAUAAUGUCAGUGGGGAUAAUAUGACUUUACUAAUAACAAAACUACUAAACCAGAAAAAUAAGGGGAAAACUGUAUGUUAAAAGGUUCAUGUAUGUAUGUAUGACGAAGGAAGAAGAACAAACUAAAUAAUCCUAUGUUAGGAUGGACAUUGUAGUUUCCUGCACAUUGUAAAUACUAAUCAGGUUUGUUAUGAGUUUCCUCAACAAUAGAUAAAACUACCCUCUCAACUUGUCUCAAUUGUAAGGACUGAAACAGGGAAGUGAAUUUGUUUAAAUAAAUGUCUUU
Perca fluviatilis (European perch) is the source of this 3541-nucleotide messenger RNA. RefSeq names its product solute carrier family 26 member 6-like. Gene Ontology annotation, biological process: transmembrane transport. Bases 216 to 2228 code for a protein of 670 amino acids. Gene Ontology annotation, molecular function: secondary active sulfate transmembrane transporter activity; oxalate transmembrane transporter activity; chloride transmembrane transporter activity. The transcript is spliced from 18 exons. NCBI's taxonomy places the organism in Eukaryota, Metazoa, Chordata, Actinopteri, Perciformes, Percidae. The record is from RefSeq and is a predicted model, not a curated record. Gene Ontology annotation, cellular component: membrane.